Molecule: messenger RNA, 965 nt
Organism: Tarenaya hassleriana
Lineage: Eukaryota; Viridiplantae; Streptophyta; Magnoliopsida; Brassicales; Cleomaceae
Product: protein MOTHER of FT and TFL1
Exons: 4
Coding region: 105-623 (172 amino acids)
Biological process (GO): response to abscisic acid; positive regulation of seed germination
Source: RefSeq, a predicted model, not a curated record
UUCACCCCAAGAUCAUCGACAAGGCAAAACCAACAAAACAUCUCUUUAAUUAAACCAGCAGAGAAUCUCUCUCUCUCUCUCUCUCUCUCUCUCUCUCUGUGGCGAUGGCGGCUUCCGUGGAUCCACUGGUGGUGGGGAGAGUGAUAGGAGAUGUGGUGGACAUGUUCGUGCCGACGGCGAACAUGUCGGUUUACUACGGCCCUAAGCACAUCACCAACGGCUGCGAGAUCAAACCCUCCCUCGCUGCCAGCCCUCCCAAGCUCACCAUCUCCGGCCUCUCCCACGACCUCUACACCCUCGUGAUGACAGAUCCGGAUGCGCCUAGCCCAAGCGAACCGAGUUUGAGAGAAUGGGUCCAUUGGAUAGUCGUGGAUAUUCCCGGAGGAACUAACCCGACACGAGGGAUAGAGAUACUGCCGUACAUGGAGCCGAGGCCAACGGUGGGGAUACACCGAUACAUAACGGUGCUUUUCCGGCAGAAAACGGCGGUGGGGGGGAUGCAGCAGCCACCGUCGAGGGCCAAUUUCAGCACUCGAAUGUUCGCCAGCCACCUCGGCCUCGGCCUUCCUGUGGCCACCGUCUACUUCAACGCCCAGAAGGAGCCUGCUUCACGGAGACGCUAAAGUACUAUUACAACAACACAAACAGAAACGUCCCUCGUGUGACUCGACCCCACACCCUAAAUAUAUAUAUAUACAUGUGGCCGUGUGAAAAAAAUGUGGUUUUAUAUGACAUACCACAUUUUUGUUUAGGUAUAUGUGGGCUUAUAUAGUUCUAUCUAUAUAUAUAUAUAUAUGAGCAUACGUGUAUACAUAUAUACAGCUACGCGUUUUGCUUAUAUAUACGCAGCUGUAUUGCAUGUGUUGUUCGGUGGCUUGGGAGUUUAGGAGUAUGUAGGUCUCGUGCCCUAUGCGUUGUGCUGAACUCUUUUCACAUAUUUAUUAAUGAAAAGAGAUUUGUGUUAA